CCGAACAGGUGUCGAGGAGUCAGACUACAGCAUGCGUUCCGGCAGCGCGACUCGGGCUCACACAGCGCCGCUGCUCCUCGUACUCUACUUACUAAUGGGAGUUCAGAGCAUCCCGGUGCCUGCACACAAACACUGGAAUAACUGCAAAGACAAAGCGAUGCUACUCAACAAACUCACUCUUCAAUUACAACAAUCCAAGUUUUCAUCUUUGGAAGUGGUGAACGCGCAUAUCCAGGACUGUGUCCCUCGAAUUGAAGCGAGCGACAGGUGCGACCCCGCAGGCCUCAGAUCUGAAGAGCAGCCGUGUUUGCUGAAGAUCUCCCGGGUUCUACAUUAUUAUAGCCACUUGUUCGGGGAGAACAGCGUCUUCAACGAAAGUGAUUUCGAUGACCUGGCCCGCACACUUUCACAGCUCCUGCGGCAAAUCAAGUCACAUUAUGGACAUGCUAGUGAAAACGGGCACGGGGUCGCUGUGGAGGACUGGAGUUGCAUCACGGUAAAAGAUUGGCAGCGGCAGUAUUUGCAGCGUCACUACAUGGAGAGACUCAAGUCGUUCUCAAUCAUCGUGGCCCGUGUUUUUACUCCGGGGAACCCGUCCAAGCAUGCUGUCACAACGUUGCCCCAGUGUGCUACAAGCUAAAUAUAAGACCCAUUGGAAGGUGCCUCAGUAUGACUAUUGCACAACAAAUGAGCUAAAUAUUAAGAAACUGUAAACAAACAAACUGACCAAAUAGGAAUAUUUACUACAAAAAUAAAUAUUGACUAUAGCAGUUGAUCACCCUAGUGGUAUAUUUACAGAAUUCCCCCCCAUGUGUAUAGG
This is a messenger RNA of Acipenser ruthenus (sterlet), 820 nucleotides long. RefSeq names its product interleukin-23 subunit alpha-like. NCBI's taxonomy places the organism in Eukaryota, Metazoa, Chordata, Actinopteri, Acipenseriformes, Acipenseridae. The record is from RefSeq and is a predicted model, not a curated record. The transcript has 4 exons. The coding region runs from base 32 to 640 and encodes 202 amino acids. Gene Ontology annotation, cellular component: interleukin-23 complex; extracellular region. Gene Ontology annotation, biological process: positive regulation of T-helper 17 cell lineage commitment; positive regulation of T cell proliferation; immune response. Gene Ontology annotation, molecular function: cytokine activity.